AUGCGCAAGAAAAUGAUGUGGUUGAUUCUAUUUUUAACAUUGCACGCGGCUAUUGGACUGUUAUACAGCGUUCAGUAAGUAUUCGGAGUAUAUUAUAUACCUAGGUUUAUUAUUUUAAACUGUAUACUGUUUAAAAUACUAUAACCGGGUAUAAUAGCCGGUUUAAGUAAGUAGAUUUUAGGUUUUAGGUAAUUAUUCUGCGACCGAAUCUUAAAAAAAAUUGUGUACUUUUAUUCAUCAAUAAUAAUAUAUUAAAAUUAAAGAAUAUAUUUGAUAUGCAAUCUAUAAUAUUUAAAAUUACACAAUAUUUGAAUUUUAGACUUGGAGCGUUAUGAGAGAUCUAUUGGUGUUAUUAUGAUGUGUUUUUUUUUUUGUAUCAGUGAACAACUUUUUUACCAAAAAAAUUAAUCUUAAGUGUCAAGUAUAUCACGUUUUCUGAAAGGUAAUUGUGUCUAGUUGGUUCAUUGAGGCGUUAAUAUUUUGUUUUUUAAGGAGUUUUCAAAAUCAAUGAGAAAUUGUGUAGUAACACGGCAAAUAUUUACGGCGUACUACGGCGUUACCGUUUCCAUUGUUUUUAUCUUUUACAACUUAAGUUUUCUUCUAGAAAUAUUAUUCCAAUCGAAUAAUGAUAAUUCAUAUUUAAUUACAAGUGAAAUAUUUACCUAGUAUUUUAUCAGUGUUUUUAGCUAUUUGACAUUUUAUAAUUUUCGUAGUUUUUAUUUGGAUUUCUGUCGAAUUUGGAUUUUAAUUUAGUAGUCCUUAUGGCACUAUAGAAAUAUUGAAAUUCUGUAGCCAUGAUUUUUUUUUUUUUUAAUGAUCAAGUUUUAUUGAAAAUUUUAAAAAUGUUAGCAUUAAGCGUAUUAAUUUUCGUUUUUAAGUGAAUACAAUUUUUAGUCCAGGAAAAAAUACUCGAAAAUCUGUUGUUAUGCUCAAAAAAAGUUCUAUUUACUGUAUUAAUGUUUUUUAUAUGUGUUUAAAGUUCAAGUAAAUAGAUAUUUUCUGAUUUAUGGGUAAACAAAUAGGUACCUAUUUUCUGAUUUAUAUAAUUGAAACUAAUAAAACUUGUUAUGGUUUUUUUAAAAAUGAAAAAAAAAAAUACGAACAACUAUAAUUUUUUUUGUUAUUAUUUAUUUUUUUUUUUCAUUAUUUCCAUAAAAUAUAUUGUAGUACCUACCUAAUAAAUAUUAAAAAAUAAUAUUUACUGUAAAAUAAGUUCAUAAAUGUGUUUGACAGAUUGAAAAAAAAGGACAUGACAUGGGGAUGUGAAAUACGAUACUCAACUCUCUCCCUCCCGUAAUUUCGCCGCUAAUGCUGGUACACUACUAUGUAUUACACGAUAAUUUCCAUUAUAUAAACGUGUAAAGCACAUCUUAAAAUAUAAUACAAUACCUAUAUACAAAUUAUAAACUUAUAAUUAGCUUAUAAUAGGUUUAGUUUUCAGAUGUAACAAUGCACGCCAGAUUUUAAGAGGAGAGUAAGGGCUCUUAAAAAGAUUUAUUUAAAUAGACAAAAAAUAGAUAAUAAUUAAUAAUCAUCUAAUCUAAUUUAUCUAAUUUUUUAGGAUACAUAAAGUUAGGUAAUCAAUUAUUAUUUUUCUGGAAGCAACGAUAACCAUUGCUAACGGAAAACGAUUGUGAACGAAGUUUGUUUAUCAAAUUAAAAAGCCCUAAUAUUUACGAUUUUCAUCAAAAUUUGAUCUUAAACCAUUAUAAGAAAAUUAAUACAUUACACAUUACAUUUUUUUAAUAAAAAUUAUUGCUUAUAAUGACCUGCUGUAAAAUGUUUAAAUAUUUAUACUUGGUUAAAUAAUAAUAUUCAUACAUAAUUUUAUUACUGAAGAAAAAAAACUUGCGGAAAAAAAAUUGAAAAUUCCUUUUUUUAUGAACCAGCAAUGCACUCACUACUUGGAAAUAUCAUCAAGUAGUAUGUUAGAUAGCGGUUUGCUAUCAUUUAUUAUAUAAAGUACUGAACACACGUACAUAUUUUUUGGGUUGGGGAUCAUCCUCCUCAAAACAAUUCUUUCCUUACAUCCAAUAAGUAGUAGAAAUCGGUUAGCCGACGACCCGUUUAUUCCACGUCACUUUCCUUAUUCUUGCCCAUCGGGAUGGAGCUAUCCCUUGUCGGCGUUGCCUCUCGCGCUCAACUUCAACAUUAGCGGCCAUUACGUCUUUUGAGAAACGAACCACGGCUCUCCAGUUUUCCCGGUUUUCUAGAAUUACGAGGAUUAGUUAACCCGGGCUGAAAGUUCUAAUCACGUGGACGAGGCGUUUCCGUUCACUAUCCAACGCUUCGCAGCAAACGAGUGUGGAACACUUCGUCCUCCUCCACAGCGUAACCGCCAGAUGGUCCGGUGUGGGAGUACCCGGCCGACGGGUCGUGGUUGAUUUUGUGAAGGAACCAUAAGAAACAGCCGUGCCUCGUUUGUGAAAUAAUUAUAACUAUAUGGCAUUAAUAAAUAAAAUAAAACAAAAUUGAAAAAAUGAAACCAUUAAAUAUUCGCCGAUAACUAUUUCUCAUUCUCUUUAUGUUUUUUCCCGGUUUUUCUCAUUUAAAUUAUACACAGAUAAUCAAAAAAACAAUUUAUUGAUUCACCUACUAGAUCCAAAAUACAACAAAAAAUGCAUCUUAUCAUUUUUUGAUUGUAUUAAGAUUUCUGUAGAAAAAUUGCUCACAGGCUCAACAAUUACAAAAAAAACACGCAUCAUUGUAAAACCAAUAAAUCCCUCCUAAAAUCCCUAAAUAUUAAAAAGAACAUAAGUAUGUUAUUAUUGCAUUUUUUUAAAUAUACUGAAAGUUUAAAGAGCCCUGUGUUAUGUUAGGUAUGUAAAAACCUAAUAUGCACUUGUAUACAGUAGAAGCUGCUUAUUAGAAACACUUUUGGACCGAGGUGAAAUGUGUCAAUUAACCGAUUGUUUCUAAUAAAUGAUUGGUUUUAUUUAUUUUUAUGAAACGAAUAUAUAGUUUAAAAAAAUUAUCUACUAUGAAAAAAAAAAAUUAUUUUAUACAUUAUCUAAUAUAAUAUGUAUUUACCGACGAGUCGAAGCACAUAGUAUAACUUUAAAAUAACUCGCACUUCUUUUCCAAACUAAAAUCUCGACGUUUAGACAUUAUAGAUUUCUAGACAAAUCAAAUUCGAAUCUGUACAUUUAGGUACGCAACUCGGAACUGAACUAAACGGUAUCGCUAUUCGGGAAAUAACAUGGUAGAACAGUAGGUACUGUACUUACGAUAAAGAACAAUAAAAAUAAAAUAAAUUAUAAUUUGACAAGUGGAAAUCAGUACAUUGGUUAUCGCCAAACAACCGAAUUUCGUCGUCAACCAUGGCCCUAAUUGUUUCAAAUAACCAACGUGUUGUUUCAAUAAUCCAAUUGAUUUUCAACGUUUUGAUAUACAACCGGUCCGUCCCUAUACAUUUCGUUUCAAUAACGUGAUUGUAUCAAUUAUCCGUGUACUAAAUAAGCGGUUACUACUGUAUUUUAAAAUAAUGUAACUUUAGGCCACGCUUUCGAUCAGAAAAUGGUCAUUUAUACAUCGAAAGUUCUACGAACCGUAACAUUACAAUAGUUAUCAAAGGACAAGGAUAUAUUAACGUAAACAACGAAAAUUUACUUCAAGUACUCGGUCAGGUAAUACUUAUAUUUGAUUGAUUUAUUUGUUUAUGUAGCUAUGAAUUAAAACGAGUGUAUUUUAUUAAAGGCUAAAGAAGCGUGGGAUGUAGUUGAAUCGUUUCGUACCAACGAUUUGCCCGCGUUCACGGAUACGAUCAAAAAUAUUUUACCUAUGAUCGACGGUCCCAAAAGUUUAACCAGUCGUGUGACAGCUCUUGAAAUGCAAAUGGUUAACAGCACCGCAGUGUCUACAUUGCCCGCCAAGGGGGUAAGAUUAUUUAAUUUGAUGAUUAUUGUUAUAGCCAUGUAUUAUAUUAAAUUAUUGUAAACGUAAUUUGAAUGAUAAUAAAAUGGUGUUGUAUUGUUAUAGAAAGGUGGAAAUAUUCCGGCCACCGGCAAACUAAGAGUCAGAGUAAGACAAGUCUAAUAUAUCAACUCUAAUAUUUAAUAAUGAAUAAUACAAUAUUAAUGUUCGGUCAUGUAUGAUUAGAUAAAUAAUUUAGAAAAAAGAGUUACCAAUCUCGUAAACCUCUUAUCGAUCAGCGAAUGCUCGAGUAAUCCGUGUCAAAACGGUGGAACGUGUACGGAUCUGUAUAACGGAUUUCAAUGUAAUUGUCCGCAAAAUUGGCAAGUUAGUAUUUCGAUAAUUUAAACCUAUUAUACUCAACAUAAUUCAGUGAUUAUUCAUUUUCGAAAAGAAAAAAAAAAUCACUAAUAACAGUAUUGCAAGCUACCGUUUUGCUUGCAUAAUAUUAUAUACAUUUAUUUUAUAUUCUACUACGAUAUGCGUUUUUGUAAUUUUUUUUGUUCAGUAUGUAAACAACUUUUCUACCAAAAUGUUGUUUGCCCCGAUAAUCAAAUACUAAGAGGUAAUGGGUUCUAGUAGAACAUUUUAUCUAGUCGGUGCAACGAAGAGGUUAUUUCUCGAUUUUACUUGUAGUAUUCUUAAUAAUGGGAAAACCUAAGAAAAGCUGUCAGGAAAACUGUUGUAUUUAUACAAUAAUGGUUUCUGUGAUAUCCGAUUUUGAUUUUCUGUUGUAAUUCAGUGCAAAAUAAUCGUAGAGGCUGGGAAUUUCACUGAAAACUUAUAUAGAGAUACAGCUCUUCCCAGACAUGGUACCUACAUAAUAAUAUCAAAAUAUUCUGACAAUUUUGCAGUAAUUUAUAGCCAUUUACAUAUUUUCUAGUCUUUUAAGAGUUUAAUGGAUUUUAUGAAAUUAAAACUAAGUGAGCUUCAAUUGUAAAAAAUGACGAAAAUAUCGAUAGAAUCCAGUAAUCUGAAAAUGCUUCAAACCACCUAAAAAAACUGGGCUUUAGAAGAAACACCAUUUCCAUACGUCAGCUGAAGUAUUUGUGAACAUUUUAUUGUUGAACUGGGUCUAAGUCAGAACCAAUAUCGAAUAGCUAAUAUUGCUCGAGAUUAUUAUCACUCGUUUUCAGAACGCAAUAGAAAAUUCUGGGGAGUUAAAAUUAAAAUUCGUAUUGAAGACACAUUCGAUGUUAACUUACCUCCAAUUUAAACGUAAACCAAAUUGAUGCAAGUUUACAAGCUGCACUACUAGUCUCAUCGUUUUAUUUACACACCUCGUAAACAUAAAUACAUGAUUUAUGUAGAUACAUACAAUUUUGUAUAUCUUCCACAUUAUACAAUCCUAGAUCCGCUACUUGUGUAAUUCAUCGGAGUAUAAGCAAGUACAGCACCUAUUUGGUAUAAAUGUAAUACCUACUUGUUGUUAUAUAGGUUAUAGAUAGAACAUAUGAAUAAAAAUAAUCAUUUUGUGAAGUUUCUUAGUUUCUAUAUAUUACUUUUUAGAUUUAUAUGAUUUAGCACUAAUCAUUUUAAACAUUUCAAUGGUCGUUAAUACCCAUUAAGUAUGAUGGUUACACGAUUAAUAAUAUUAUAGUUAUAUAAUGUUUGUUUUACUGUAAAUUAUUAAUAUCCCAACAAAAACCCUUGGUCAAAUACGUGUAAAAACCUCGCUAAGAAAAAAAAAACCUCAAGUUAGAAAAGUUGUGAUAUCAAAAAAGGGGUUAAGUAAUUUCUUAAAUUCAUUAGUAUAAAAAUUGUUUAUAAUUGUUUGUAUUUGAUGAAGUACGAUGAUUUAAUAAAAAUAAUUUAACUUAGCUUGGUGGCUACUAAUAUUUACGACUAUAAAUAAAGAUACAAUGUCGAAAUUAAUAUUUACAUUCCCAUUUUAUAAUUUAUUAUUAAUACUACAUUACAUAUUAUGAGUAGCCGCCAAGUUAAGUUAAAUUAUUUUUAUUAAAUUAUCGUACUUCAUCAAAUACAAACAAUUAUAAACAAUUUCUAUACUAAUGAAUUUAAGAAAUUACUUAGCCCCUUUUUUGAUAUCACAAUUUUUCUAACUUGAAUUUAUUUUUUCUUAGCGAGAUUUUUACACGUAUUUGACGGAGGAUUUUUGUUGGGAUAUCACUUAUUUUUUUAAUUACAAUUUUGGAUAUAAUUAACGGGGGUUUUUUUUUCAAUCGAGUGAAAGAUUAUGGAAAGAUUGUUUUAUGGAUUGAGUAAAUAAAUAUAUGAUGUAUAGCUAUGAAUAUAGGUUAUUAUGAAUGUUGACAGAAAAUGGUAUUAUAGUAAUACAGCGGUAAAAUAAAUAAAUAAAAUUGUUUUUUAUUCAUCGCAAACGGCCACCGUCGCAAAUUAUCAAACAGGUGGUAACAACACGUACAGAAUAUAUAUUGUUGAAUUAUUGACAAAAAUAUUAAUUCGAGUAAAAACUAUGCUAAUACUGUUACAUAUUACUCAGGCUGUAAUCAUCCGAUCAACUUAAAAUUUACAAAAAUAUCAUACACAUAACACACUGAUCAACCUAUGUAAAUUUAAAAUCAAUCGGUCCAUUAAAUUUAGGCUAUAGAGCGGAGAUAGGACCAUUUGUCGUAAAAUUACUCAGGUUAAAUAGGACUAGACCUUCUCGUGUAAUAUACUACGGUCGACGCAAGUGUUCUUUUUUGUUUUACUUAGCUCUGCACCAAGACCGCGCUAGAUUUAAAAAAAUAUAAUUUGUGCACAGGGGAGACUGUGCGAGUUAGACGUAGAUGAAUGCGUGCGGUUCUUACACACAGAUUUGGGAUGCCAAAAUGGAGCCGAAUGUAAGAACACGCCGGGUAGUUACGAGUGCCUUUGCGCCCCAAAUUGGUACGGACUGCAUUGUACGAAAAAGAAAAACGAUUGUAAUUUAGCUACGUCGUCCGAGCUCUGCGGCAACGGCGUGUGCGUCAACCAAAUGUCGGCGAUUGGGUACGCAUGCAUAUGCAAUCAGGUCGGUGACCGGUCUAUGGACUGAUUUUCGUAAUUAUAAUAUUAGUUUUAUAAUAUAAUAUAACGUUCAGGGAUGGACGAUCGAUGACAGAGUAAGUAGUCCGGCAUGCACCAAAGACGUGGAUGAAUGCAAGGAAAACAGGCACACGUGCUCGGUAAACCCGCCUGUCGAGUGUAGGAACACGAGAGGCUCGUUUACAUGUGGAAACUGUCCAGAUGGUCUGUACCUACACGUAGUAUAAUACUAUAAUAAAUUUAAAUUAAUUUAUCCAAAAAUGUAAUUUUUUUUAUUCAGGCUACGUAGGAGACGGUUUCUUGUGUACAGAUGUUAACGAAUGUUUGAUCAACAACGGCGGAUGCAGCAUAAAUCCUAGAGUUAUGUGCAUUAAUACGAGGGUACGAUAAGUGAAAUUUUUUUUCCAUUAGAAAACAUUAAUAAAUUAGAUGACUGACGAUGUCACAUGAGCUUUAAAAUUAGGUGUGUUAAUAACUUUUAAUAAUCGAAAAACAAUAAUAUCAUAGUAUACUUGAUGAACAAAUAUGAUAUGAUAGGGAUUCCAAACGUCCUAUAUUGAAUCGAGCAUCCUGUAUGUCCUUCAUUAUUACAUUUUAUAAUUUCAAAAUUUGUUUUAUAAAUUUUAAAUGAUAAUAAUAUCUUGGUAAUUCAAAAAAUUCAAUUUACAAAAUACAUUUAGUGUAAAGAAAUAGAGAUUAAUAAUUGAAGGUCAGAAAUUAUAUUUUUAGAUUCUGAGUGGAGGGCAGAAUGUAUUGGGUUUAUAAUAAUGUUUUUUUUUCUUUAUUUUUUUUUAUAUUGUAUACACACAUUUUACUAUACUAUUUUUCAUGAGAGAAAGUUAGUGUUUCGAGUAUGCAAACUGAGCUACGGAUCGCUGCCGGAUUACACCUGUCCCGAUAGUAGUGGGAGCCCUUGGCGAGAUGCGGCGUGGGGAUGCGUAAGAAUGACUGGUUUUCGUCGAGACUCUCUACCGUUCUUUUGUGAAAAAUAGUAUAGAUAUCUUGCUCUGAUGUAGCAAGUGUAGCACUUUUCUUAAAAGAGAAUUUUAUCUAUUUGAUACUUUAAUGAAGUCAUUAUCCAGGUAGUUUUCAUAAUAAUUGGGAAAAACCGAAAAAAAACGUAGGAAAACGAGAAAAUUGACAAAAAUAUUGCUUUUUUAUUUUCAACUUUGUGUUUUUUGUUGUAAAUCAGUUAAAAAUGUUAGUAGGAACUUGAAAUUUGAACAGAAUAUUAUCAUAGUAUAUAGUAAUAAUAUACCAUGAUAAUAUAAUCAUAUAUAGUAAUCAUAAUAUUAUCAUAUUUGUCUUUUAUAAACGUAGUAACAUUUUUAAAAAAAAUUAAGCCAUUAUUGAGCUAUUUAUAGAUAUUUUAAUUUUGUUAGUUUUUUUUAUUUAUUUUUCGUAACCAAAUAGUUGUACGUACUUAUUGGCAUCCUAGUUUAAACUCGUGUUUCAAAAAAAAAUUGUUUGCACUUAUUUUUUCCCUUUUACCUAAACAGGGAAAAAAUGAUUGCACUUUUUCUGAAAGGAAAUUUGAUUGGAGAUGUAUAUUUGAAAGGUAAUUUUCCCAAGAGUAUUCCUAGUAAAUUAAAAAAAUUAGGAAGAACAUGGUAAAAUCACGACAAAUGCAGGAAAAAUGGAAAAAUCGAUACAAUAUUAAACAAACAUUAUUAAAGAAAAUAUAUAAUACCUAUUCAAUUAUUUUACCAUAAUAUGACAUAUAUAUUGUUGACAAAGCAUCACAAUCAACUAAACUGUGCUCUGAAUCGUUUUUUCGUUUGGUUUAUCGUUUUUUAUAAAUAAAAAUUAAGUUACCUAUAAUAGUGGCUGCACCUGUCUCCAUUAUCCUAGGACGUCUUUUAGAUUCUGAGUGGAGCAAAGAAGCUUAUAGUUUUACAAAAAUGUUUUUUUUUUCUGUGGAGAACUUUUCUACAAGAGGACUUGCUCCGAUUUUUACGUAUAGUACUAUUACUGAAAGAAAAUCGGUGUAGGGAGGUAUUUUAAGGAGGUCUAUUUUCUAAAGUGUUUUUUUCCAAAAAUGUGAAAAACCGUAAAAAAACGGAAAAAUGUACGAAAUAUAUUAAUGUACAAAUAUUACAAUUUGUUUUCUUGUGGACAAAUUUUUAACCAGAAAUUUUGCUCCAAUUCGUAACGAUAGCAAUAUUUAUAAAAGAAAAUUUGACUGGGGAGGCACUUUAAAGAAGUUAUUUUUCGAUUUUAUCAAGAGUUUUCUCAAAAAAUGUGAAAAACUAAGAAUAGGAAAAUAGGAAAAACAGGAAAACCGGUACAGUUAACAAAUAUUAUUAAAGACAAUAUAUAAUCCUUACAUUUCAAUAUUUUACUAUAAUAUGACAUAUAUUUAUUGUUGAUAUCACUAUAUCAACUAAAUUCCGCUCAGAAUAUUUUUUUCGUUAAUAAUGAUUAACCGUUGCUAACAGAUAUACAUUAAAUUGUCCAUAACAGUGGCGUCACCCGUCCCCAUUGUCCUAAGAUGUCUUUUUAUGUUUAUAACGUAUUAUGUUAAUUUGGUUUCAACGUUAUUUUACAUACAAAAAAACUACCUAAAAAGUAAAAAUUAAUUAUUAAAUUUGGUUGGACAACUAUUGAGUUAUGGACUAGUUUGAGCGCUACAUCUCUCCCAUUGCUUCUUCUGGCAUAUUUAAAAUAUCUCGUAUUAUCCCUAUAAUAUGAACAUUACAGUAGUAUUUAUCAAUCGACUGAAAAAUAACUUGUUUUUUAGAUUGUUUUAGCUUUUCUGGCUGUUAACAACUUAACAACCUUCUAUUAUAAAUUUUGAUCCAAUUGUCAAUUCAAGAGUUUGUUUCUGGCAGGAAAUCAUUUUUUUCAGAAUUUUUAAAUUUUUCUUGUAGUUUUCUUAAUAAUUAAGCAAAAAAGAGAAAAUGUACGUCAUAAUGUUUUCUGGUAUUUUCGAUUUCGUUUUUUUGUUGUACCAAAUCCAGUUCAAAAUCACCGAAGACUUUAUUUAUCCUCUAAAAACGUUAUCAAAUUUUCAAAACAAACCGACAGUUGUUGUGCUAUUUAUAAUCAUUUUAAAUUUUUAAAUUUUUUAGUUUUUUUUUUUUGAGUAAUUUAUAUAAGUACGUUUUGUUGGUUUAUCAUACACACUCGCAAAGUUCAUCGAAAGUUUUUCCUUGGGCUCUAUACAAAUAUUAAAAUGCGUGAGCGGCUGCGUCUAUACUGCUCGCUGACUUGACGGUCCGUGUGGCUCCAGCGGUUACCGCUAGCCGCAAAGUUGUUGACGUAUUUAGGAAAAUGUAUCCAUUGCAUAACAUGGAAGCAGUAAUCUGCGUCAAACGCCUUGCGUUUACGCUUCUGACGUGUCAUAGGAACCGCACCUAUUUAGUUGGUCGUUUAAAAAUAAUUAUUCGAUUCCUUUAGUUUGAACUUGAAAAGGAAACGUAACUUCAAAUUAUAUAAAAUAUCAUACUACUUCAUAACAUUUUUGAUUUAAUAUACUUUUCGUUUCAUCUUCAUAAAGGGUUCAUUUAUGUGUGGGUCGUGUCCACCCGGUUAUAGUGGCGAUGGAUUUAACUGCUUAUACGUAGAUGGCGGGGCUUGUGCGAUAAACAACGGUGGUUGUCAUCAAAACGCUGAGUGCAAAGGUAAGUCCAAAAAUAAUUAUAAUGUAUUUAUGAAAUUGGUAUUAAUUUGAGAAUAUGUACCUAAUUUUAGUUUAUGCCGAAACAACAAUUCAGUGUACAUGUCGUCAAGGUUUUAUUGGCAACGGAAUUGUAUGCGUUAAAGAUAGUUCAGCUACAAAUGUUUGCGCAAACAAUCCUUGUGGUCGUUACGGAUCAUGCAUUUCAAACAGAAAUAAUACUUUUUCUUGUGAAUGUAAUGAAGGAUAUAUAGGUGAUAAUUAAUUAUUCAAAAUUCCAUAAAACAUUACGAAUUUGUAUAGAUUCUCAAUUGUAUUUCAGGAAACACGUGCGAUAUUCAUAUAGAAGAUCCUUGUUUUAUAAAUCCAUGUCGAAAUGGUGACUGUAUUCCUGAAAUGGAAUCAAAUAAAUAUUCAUGUAGCUGUCACCCGGGAUAUUUUGGAAUUUUAUGUGAUUCAGAAAAAGAAAGUGAGUGAAAUAAAUAAAACUGCAUUACAAUCUAAAAGUACAUAAUUUUGUUAUUAUGCUAAUGUUAGUAUGCGGUGGGUAUUUUAAAACUCCCAAUGGCAUAAUACAAUACCCUGAGCCAAAUACAACAUUGAAAUAUAAUAAUAAUUUGGAUUGUGCUUGGAUAAUUGAAGUGGCAUGGACUUCAGUUAUAAAUAUAUCGUUUGAUUGGAUUGACCUUGAAAAUUCAACUACAUGUAACUUCGACUAUGUUUCGGUAAAAGUUUAAUAUUGGCGCACAUAUAUAUUUUUGUAUGAUUUUACAUAAUUAAAGCUGGUUUAGAUCUUAAAUAGCGAUUCUGAAGACGGAAAUAUAUUGGGAAAAUUUUGCGGUAAUAUUUUACCGGUGAACAAUAGUAUUAUAUCAGACUCGAAUGAAGUCAUUGUGCGUUUUCGAUCUGAUGGAUCUAAAAAUGGCCGUGGGUUUCAACUGAAAUACAACGCAACCGAUCCAAGUAAAGUUUAUAAUAUACACAACCCAUAUUGUAUAUAGAUAUAUUUUUAAUUUAUAAAUUAUGAAUGUAUUUUUAGUAUGUGGUGGUGUAAUAAAUGUUAAUUCACACGGAACGCUGUCCUCUCCGGGGUCCCCUGGAAAAUAUCCCAAAAAUCGAGACUGUUAUUGGACGUUGAACACUAUGCCCGGAAAAAGAAUACAAUUCAACUUUUUUCUAGUUCAAUUCGAAAACCAUGUGAAUUGUAGUUAUGAUUAUUUAGAGGUAAUUAUUUCACAUUCGUUCUCAACACACGAGAUACCGUUAUAAUAUGCAUUUAUGUUGAAUACAAUAAUAUACUACUCGUAACACAUAUAUUAAAAUAAUUGUUGGUAUAGAUUAGGGAUGGUUUUACUCAGCAAGGUCCUAUACUAGCUACGUUGUGUAAUUCAGUCGUACCACCUCCGAUUUUAACUUCUGGUUCACAUGCCAAUUUACAUUUCCAUUCCGACAAUUCAAAUCAAGACUACGGAUUUCAAAUGUCUUUCAAUAUAAUUGAAGGUACGUAUUUCUUUUAAAUCGUUUCACAAUAUUAUUACUAUUUAAGUAUUUUGGUUUUAAAACGUAACGUGCCUACCUAGUUAUUUCAAAUACUAACGAAAAUUUGUAUUAAAUAGGAAUACCUGGAUGUGGUGGUAUCUACACAAACCCUUCUGGAAUAAUAUCUUCACCAGUAGAUUUAACAAGUGACAACUACGAUAGUUUAGAUAACUUGAAUUGUGAAUGGCAUAUCAGAAUGCCUCUUAAACAAAAAUUAAAACUCGUAUUUGUAAAAAAGUUUGGUAUAAAAUUCUCGAAAAAUUGUGCAACAGAAUUUUUGGAAGUGAGUGAUUUAUAUUUUUCAAUAAUAAAUUAAUUAUUCAUUAUUUAAAGAAGUAAAUUUAUUACCUAUUAAUUAUUGAAAAAUCUACAUUUUAUUUUCAUUAAACUCGUGAUGUUUAGUUAUUUUAUAAAGUUCAGAAAAAAGAAAUGUACAGUAGAUUAAUUAUAGAAUGCAAUUACAGUUUUCUGCAUAAUUCAAAGUACUUUUAUUUGAAUUUUAAAAAAUUAUUAACACUCACCAGUUAAAUGAAAAUUAAAUUCGAUUCAUCAAAAUUUUCAAAAAAAUAAGCUCUAUAAAAUUGCUCUAUCUUCAAAUUUUUCAAAAAUAAUAAAAUAAAAAGUUAUUUUUUAAGUUUUUUAUCAAAUCAUAAAAAAUGAAUUGCAAUACUAAUUUUUGUAGUUCUUAUUUCUGUGAGUAAUAUGAAAAAAUCAAAAUUUAAUUAUCUUUAUUAUUUUCGAAGAUUUACGAUGGGUAUAUCUUCGAUGAGAGUUGGAACACUCUGUAUUUUAAAUUAAUCUUUAAAAUUCGUAAUAGGCUAGUGUAAAUAAGUUAUCCACUAACAUUUAACUAUUUGAAACAUUGGGUUUUUAUUUUGUUAUAGAUUUACGAUGGCACUAAUAUUCAAUCACCAUUAAUUGGUCGAUAUUGUGGAUCAGUUAGAUUUGAUCAACCGAUAAUCACAACUAGCAAUGAAGUAACCGUAUUAUUUAAAGCUGAUUUUUCAUCUAUAUCUGAAGGAUUUUCAAUUAAAUACGAAACAUGUUUGUAUAAAUCAUUUUUUUUUUUAUCAAUAUAAAAUAAUAUUUUAGUUUUAAAUUGGUUAUAGACAUACUAUUAAUUUUAAGUAGGUACCUACCUACUGAUAUAUACAGGAUACUAUUAAACAAUUUAAAAUCUAACCGUACAUAAAAAAAAAAAAUAAUGAUAUUUCUACUAAAAAUAAACACCUUGUUAUACUUGUUGGUUUUAAUUAUUUAAAGAUUGAUGUGAUAUAUAUAUAUUACAUCAAACAAAAUAAUUAAAUAAUGAAAAACAAGUAAAAUGAUUGUGUUUAUAAUCAAAUCGUUGAAGAAUAAUUUUCACACAGUUAUUUUUUAAAAGAAUUAAUUAUUCAUUUGUCUAAAAGAUAAAAUUCUAGUUCAAUAAUAGCUUGCAUUUUAGGUUAUAUUUAUUUUUUUAGGCAUAAAUGCAGUUUAGCUCUCCGGGGGUUUUUUUUUUCAAAAUACGUAUUUUUGCAUUUAUGUUAGUAAAGUUUUACUUGGCUUGUUAACAAUAAAAAGCAAGUACGAUAAGUAAACUCUGAUUUCACCAAAAUGUUGAGCAUAAAAAUAUUAACAUUUAAAAAAAAAAUAUUUUUAAUUUUUUUGUAUUUUUUACUUAAUACACGAUAUUUUGAUCGAGAAUUUUGAAGGCUUUUGACAUUAAUUUCUAAUGGUGGUUUGAGCGGCUUUUUUUAAAAGUAUCAUCAAAUAAAAUAUGGUAAAUCACACAUUUUGAAAAAAAUAACUUGGGAGCUAAACUCCAUUUGUUCUCUAUUUUAUUAUUAUUCCGGAUUCCCUAUAUUGUAUUUAUGAAUUUAUUAUUUGGAACAAAAUUUAAUUCCAAUUUGCGUACCUAUUUAAUUUUUUCUAUUCCUUAUUAUUAUUAUUUUGAUAUAUUAUAAUCUAUGGAUAUCUAAUGAUAAUAUCAGAUAUUAGCAUGUUACAUUGUUGUUGUUCGGUUUUGAAAACAAUUCUAAAAUUAAAUUAAUUUUUUUUAUUUCAGUAUGUGGAGGAAUAUAUACUGAUAACAAAGGAAUAAUUGAAUCUCCAUUUUAUCCAAACCCUUACCCACAAAAUAAAAUAUGCACGUAUCUUAUUGAACAACCGAUUGGCAAAGCUAUUCAAUUAUCGUUUUUGGAUAUGGAUAUUGAAGAUCAAUCACAUCCGAAUUGUAUUUAUGAUUCAUUAGAGGUAAUUCAAUACUAGAUUUUUUUAUUAAUAUAGAUAGAUAUUAAUAAUUGAAAUUCUAGAUUUAUUAGAAACAUAGAUAAUAAGAAAAUUAAACAGUCGUCAAUUAAUUAAGUAUUAUUUUUUUUAUAAAAUUUAAAAAUGUAUAAUUUAAUUAAAUUACACUUACAAAAUGGAUAAUAGGUAGGUACAAUAAUAUAAGCUCAAUCUACAACAUCUAUGUAUUUUUUAAAAGGGGGGAAAAAUUUUGUAGUUUAUAUAUGAAAAUUAUUUAAUUAAAAUUAAUAUUAAAUUAUGCGGAAUAUUUGUUCGUUAUUGAUUUUCGUUAUUUUUAUUACAUAAAAGCAAUAAUGAAUAAAGAAAAUCAUUUAUUUUAUACUUGGACAAUACAAAAUUAUUAUAAUUUAUUAUAAGUUUAGACUUAAGAGUUAAAUUUUUAAUUAAAAUCUUAAACCUAAUAUGCUUAUAAAAUUGUAUGCUUUUUCUUACAUAUAUUAAUUGUAUGGGAUAAACGUAUUCUAUUAUAGAUCAGAGAUGGAGAUAAUGAAAAAUCACCUGUAAUAGCAUUGUUGUGUGGACAAAUUGAAAAACUUUCUACACUUUCAUACAUAUCAACUCAUAAUUAUAUGUGGUUAAAGUUCACUACCGAUAGUUCUAAUAGUAACAAGGGAUUUCGGGCUAACUAUUCGACUAUUGAUAUAGGUAUGUUAACUAAUUUAAAAAAAAAAAAAUGUUAAAUUUAAUAUCAUUUAAUGUCAUAUUUUAGGGUGUGGUGGCAUUUUAAAGAACUCAUCUGGUAUCAUACAAUCCUCAAGACAUCAAGAAUAUUAUUUACAUGACCAAAUGUGUAAAUGGAUUAUAUCAGUAAAUGAAUCUAAUCGAAUACAAUUAAUUUGGUCAACAUUUUCUUUGGAAAAUCAUCCUAGUUGUCAAAACGAUUAUGUUGAAAUUUAUGAUGAUAGUAUUUUAGGAAAUGCAUCAAAAAUUGCUCGGUAAAAAAAUUAUCUCAUUGAAGUAUAACCACUAUUAAUUUAAAUUAACACAAAUUUGUGUUAUUUUACGAAUAAAUUCUUGUAUUUUUUCUUCAAUUAAUAUUAAUUUAAAGUGAAUCAUUAUGAAUAAUCAAUUCAUCAAUAUUCUCAAUUGAUAAAAAAUCGAUACCUAGUCUAAUGAUCUUUAAUAAUAUUUUUAGAUACUGUGGAACCAAAGUUCCACCUAUAUUAACAUCGUUAGGCAAUCGGUUAACAAUAAUAUUUAAAACUGAUCAUUCCAUAGAACUAGAUGGAUUCAUGUUAAGUUAUGUUUCCCUCAAUAAAGCUCAAGGUACAUGCAUACAUUUAAUGCCCAAUACAUUAGUACUUAUUUAACUAUUGAAUAUAAAUUAACUGUGUAGCAUGUGGAGGCAAUUUCUUCACCGUAGAAGGUUUUAUUGAAUCGCCGAAAUUCCCAGAUAAAUACCCUAGUCACAAGGAUUGUACUUGGGUAAUAAAUCUGCCCGUAACUAAUCAGAUUGAAUUGAAUAUUUCUCAAUUCGAACUCGAAACAAGCACUGCCUGCCGUUUUGAUUUUCUUGAAAUCCGGUUAGUAAAAUUGAACUUAAGUAUGUAUUCAGUGUGUUUAUGGUAUCUGUUAUAUUUUUAUAGGAAUGGUGGAUAUUCCACUUCGCCUUUAAUUGGCAAGUUUUGUGGAACUAUGAUUCUCCCGAUUAUAUCUUCAAUUGGUAAUUCCCUAUUCAUUCGAUUUGUUUCUGAUGGGUCGAGAGAACGCAAAGGUUUUUCUAUGCAGUGGUAUGGAGUUAUCAAAGGUACAAUGUUUAAGUUAAUAAAAUAAAAAUUAUAUUUAACAUAAAACAUAAUUUAAAGGAUGUGGUGGAUUAUUAAACUCUGGCACCGGACACAUUUCUUCUCCAAAUUAUCCUUUACCUGUACGAGAAACAUUAGAAUGUUUUUAUAAGAUAGUUGUCGCACAAGGUAAUCAAAUUCAACUCACCAUUUUGGAUAUUGAGUUAAUAGUGGGAAACAACCCUGUGAAUGCCUGUAUAGAAGAUUUUAUUGAAGUAUGUAUUGUAAUAUUAUUAUAAUUAUAUACCUAGAUAAUAUAAAAUAUAAACAAAUUUAUAAUAUUUUUUCCUUAUUAGUUGUUAUACCUCUACUUGUAUUUAUAAUUAUUAUGACAAGUGUUUUUUUUUUUUUGUAUGUAUAAAUAUACCUACUAACAUAAUAACUUACUUAAAUAUCAUUUGUAAUUGGAUACCUAUCAAAAAAAGGUUUUAUUUUAAAUAUUUAAAUGUAAUAUGUGAUCUAAAUUUAUUACGUUUUAAAUAAAUUGGAUGUGAAGGUUUAUAAUAAUAAGUUAAAUGUAUAAAAAAAUCUAUAUUUAAUUUAUAUUUUUACAGUUUUAUGAUGGUGAAAAUUCUGCUAGUAAAUCUCUCGGAACAUUUUGUUCGGUUGUUCAUUCCUCUACAAUAAUACAAUCAUCAUCUAAUAAAAUAUAUAUUAAAUUUAGAAAUAGUGGUUUUCAAAGAGGUAGAGGUUUCUCAUUAAAAUAUUUUACAGGUUUGUAAAAUAAAUCUAAUUUUAAAUAAAACGAACAAUAACGAUGUAACUAUGAAAUGUUGCCCUUGAUAGAUUGUAACAUAACAUUAAAAGGACAUCAAGGUGCUAUUGAACUAACGACUAAAGCAAAUGUGAAGACUGAUCAAUGUUCAUGGACAAUUAUGGCACCUCAAGGAAAUAAAAUUAAUAUAACUUUUACCUCGUUUUUCAUGCAUGUUAGAAUGAAUGUGUUUAGUCCACGCAUUGAUUCCAAGUGGAACAGUCAUUUCCUUCCAGGGUCAAUGUUAAAUCCAUUGGUCGGCAGAUCAGCACUUGGUUUCGAGAGACAAUUAAAUAAUUACCGUUGUAGCGAUACAAAAUUUAAUGUAAUUUCAAAUGUAUAAUUAUAGCACAUGCAUGUGUAGAUUAAAAUUAUAAUUUGCAUUCACAGAUAUUUGAAGGUCGUAAUAUAAAUGAAAUAAAUACAGAAUUAUGGAAAUAUUGUUCAUCGGAUCCUCCUCUUCUAAUAUCUUCAACAAAGGAUAUUGUAAGAAUUAGUUAUGUGUAUCCACAAAGUAAUUUAUAUUUGAAUAAACGUAAUAGUUUUCGUUUGGAAUGGAUUGUGGAUGGUUGUGGGGGCACGUUGAAUAAAUUUUCAGGAGAAUUUACAUCUCCUAGAUAUCCCCAAUAUUACCCUUCUAGUACUACAUGUGAAUGGAAUAUUGUUAGUGAAUAUGGAUAUAGUAUAGAGAUAACUAUAGAAGACUUAUCAAUUGAAACUUCAAGUUCUUGUACUAAAGAUUUCUUAGCUGUAUGUAGAAAGAUGUUUAAUAUUUAUAUAAUGUUACUAAUUAGUGUAUACCUAUGUUCUUUCAGAUUUAUAGUGGAAAUGAUGAUUCUGGUCCAGAACUAUUGCGCGUUUGUCAUAGACAAACAAAUCCAAUUACCAUAACACCUGGUGGAAAUCAAGCUUUUGUGAGAUUCGUAACUGAUUAUCAAUUUGAAAAUAAAGGUUUUAAAGCUACGUACGAAAUAGUUUUAACAAGUAUGUUUUUCUCUUUUUACUGUAAUGAUGCAUUAGGUGUUUGAAAAUUAGAUCAAUCGCAUUAUUUUUAUUAACGUUUAUUUUCUUCUUCUUCUUCUUUGUAAUCGACCAUUAAGAUCAUAUUGUCACACAAAAUUCCUGCCACUUCCCUCUGUCCAUCGCCAAAACAUGCCAAUCAGAAUCUGGUUUCACCAUUUCUACAUCCUUUUUCACUUUGACCUUCCACCUUAGUUAUGGUCACCCCAAAGGUCUCUUUCCUUUCAGAGCAUCGUAUUGAAUCAGCUGAAUUAACAUUUCCUCUUUUCUCCAUACAUGUCCUGCCUAUUGAAAUCUCAUCUUAUUUGUUUCCCUAAUUAUAUCAGGCAUUUGAUAAAAUUGUCCAAGUUCUUCGUUUUUUUGAAUUCUCCAUUCCCCUGUGAUUUCAUUUAUACUUCAUCUCACGAGAGAAAGUAUAUCGAUGAGAGCGCGGACGGAAUUUCUCCCAUUCUUGAUAUCUACGUUACGGAUGCGAAUGGGCAAAAUUGGUGGGAGAUGCUCAGCAAUGAACGAAAAAACUUAUUCCUUUCCUGUUUAGAUAGAGAAUAAAUAUGAUCCAAAAAUUCUCCUUUGUACUUUUAUUUCAAAAAUCAAAAGUUUGUUUUACUCAGAUUUUCGUAAUGUCCAUGUUUCACAACCAAACAUUACCUCUAGACGGAUGAGAGUGCGGUACAGCCGUAUCGUGAGGUUCUUUGAUAUUGUUCUAGCCUUUAACAGUAUACUUAAUCCAUAGUAAAAUUUAUUACCGGAUUGGAGUCUCGCUUUUAUUUUAGUAAGUUCAUAUUUUUUUUGAGUGAAAAGCGACCCCAAAUAUUUAAACUUUGUACUCUCUUAAACUUGCACGAUCCAACCUCUAGAUAUGGAUGUGCAUGAUCUAUGACCUCUUCUCUCCGCACGAUCUUAUAAUCAGUCGUUUUAGCAUUUAUUUCUAAACCUACUCUCUUACCCGUAUCCAAUCAUUGUUUUUGCUUGUUUAAUGAGAUUUUCCUUACUUUCCGUCAAUAAUACUAUGUCGUCUGCGUAGGCUAAUAUUCCUAUUAUGCGACCACCUAUAAAUAUUCCAUUGUUUUCAACAUGACUCUUUCUGAUGACUUUUUUCAAAGCUAUAUUAAAUAGUGUGGGUAACAAUACAUUCCAUUGCUUCAAAGCAGACGUGUCUGGUACUCCUUGUGAUAAAGUAUUGCCAACUUUAAUCUUGAUUUCCAUAUGCAAGAUAUUUGGUCUUAUGAAAAUUAUUAAUUUCUGUGGUAGUUUGAACCCUUUUUUUUAAAUAUAUUCAAGAGAGAUUCACUAUGUUUACAACCAUACGCCUUCUUGAAAUUGAUGAAUAAUACAUGCAUUUCUUUGUCAUACUCUCACAUUUUCUGGAAACUGUUUCAAAAUGAAAAUCUGAUCUGUAGUAGAUAUGUUUUGUCUGAAGCUUGCUUGAUAAUCAUUUAAUAUGUCUUCUGCCAAUGACUUAAUUCUGCUUAAUAUACACUUGGAUAGAACUUUAUAAGUAAUGUUUAAUAGAGCGAUGCCUCUGUAAUUAUCAUAUAUCUACGUAUCGCUUUUUUUGUGUAUAGGAUAUAUUAAUACUGAUAUUUUCCACUCCUCUGAUAUUAAUUCUUUUCCCCAAAUUUCUUUUUUACAUCAUACCAAUAUUAAUUUUUGUUUAAUGACAUAUUAGAAAAUUUGAUGCAAACAUAUACUUUUAUGAACGAUAUAGUGGUUUUUUUAGGUUUUAAAAAUAAAUAAUAAUACAAAUUUAAAACAAAGUCAAUUCGUAGUUACAAGAUUUAAAAACUCUAUUUAAUUACAAUUGCAUUAUUAUUAUUAUCAUUAUUCAUUAAAUUACCAAAAAAUCAUUUUUUAUUUACUUUAAUCAACUAUUAACAGCAGUUAAUAAUAAUUAUCCAGCCGCUACUGUACAGCGGUCAACGUGUUUAUUGCAUGCAUAAGGGGUAAUCGUUGAUUUUGAAAUAUUUAAAUUUUGGGUAAACAGAUAGUUAACUAUAUUUUAAAAUUAUAAGUUAACAUUUAAAGCAAAUAUUCACUUAAAAAAAAGUCACGUCAAUACGUUAUAACGAAAAGAAAAACAAAUUUUUUUCGGGGCCCUGGGCUCGCGCACCACGUGAACUUAGUGUUAAAAUGUCACUGAUAGGUAUAUAAGUGUGUAAAUAAUAAAUAUAUUUUGUACAAUGUAAGUAGGUGCUUACCGUGAAAGAAAAUAUCAUACAAAUAAUCGAAAAUUAAAGUUUAGUGUACAACCUAUAAAAAUAGAAAAUACAAAAUUUCAGUUUCAAAGAUAUUUUUUAGAACACAUACACAACUCUACUGAAUAAUCAACAUAUACACAAUAUUACACAAAAUUACAAGAUUUUAGUUUAUAAUAUUUUUUUAUUUUAUUAGGUUGUGGUGGAAAGUUUACUGCUCCUCAAGGAACUAUCCAUUCUAAUAAUUACCCACAGCAUUAUGAUUCCAAUAGUACUUGUACAUGGUAUAUUGAAAUUGCAAAAACGCAUUUAAUCAAACUAACAUUCGUUGAUUUUAAUACUCGGAGUAAUUUACCUGGAACAAAUAGUGAUAAAGUUCUAGUAUACGAUGGAGGUUUUGAAGGAAAAGUACUCCUUAACCAUUCUGGAAAUAGUAUACCACCACCGAUUAUUUCUUUGUCUAAUAAACUCUUAGUAUUUUUUGAAGUUGGUGAACGUGAGAUACGAGCUAAAGGAUUUAAAGCAAAUUACACUACAGUAAUUUUUAUUGUUUUUGAAUAUUUCAAUUAAUUAAUUUAUUUUAUUUUAUUUAAUAUAAUUAUUAUUUUAUUAGGCAUGUGGUGCGAAAUUAAUCACAAAUGAUUCUGGGAUUAUUUCUAGUGACCCAUAUGUAUCGAGUAUUUUACACGAAAACUGUACAUGGACAAUUAUAUCUGAUAUUCCUCAGUCAAAGAUCUAUCUAAGUUUUACGCAUAUCGACAUAGUAAAUAGUGUAAAUGAUUCUUAUAACAUGAUAACAAAUCAAACUACUGGAGUGUCUAUUCCUCCAAGGUAUCAUAAAACUAUUCGAAUUUUGGAUGGUCGUGAUUUAGACGCGCCUGAAAUAAUAAACUUGUGUAAUUCUGAUCAAAUUCCGCCAAUUAUUGUUAGUAAUGGACCUGCUAUGAUUAUAGAGUUCACUGGUAAUUCCAUUGGACUUGAUUCAUUUUCAGCUGUAUAUUCUGUAAGAUCGAUAGGUCAGUAAAUAUUACUAUGUAGAUAAUUGUUGUAUAAUAUGAUAUAUGUAUUAUGUACAUUAAUUUUAAUAAUGUCUAUUAGCCUGCGGUGGAACUUACGAUAUAAUAAGAGGAACAAUUUCCACACCCAACUAUCCAAAUAACUAUUUGAGAGAUUCCGAAUGUGUUUGGAUAUUAAAGUCAUCUGUCGGGAAUCGUAUAUCUUUAAAUUUUAUUGAUUUUCAAUUAGAGGAAGACGAAUUUUGCAAUGAAGAUUAUGUGGAAGUAAGGGAAAACGAUUCUAUUGGUACUAUUUUAGGUAUUUUUUGCGGACUAAAUUUGCCAACUAAUAUUACAACAAGCUCUACCCUAUGGGUUAAAUUCCGUUCGAAUUCUAUUGGCUCAGCCAAAGGGUUUACCGCAGACUUCAAAUAUGGUAACUGUAUUGUUAUAUAUAAGUAGAUACAUAAUACAAUUUGUUGCGUGUGAAUAAUUAUUGGAAUUUUAGUAACUAAAAACUAUCUGACACAAAAAUCUGGAGAAAUAUCGAGUCCAACGUACCCAAGAACAUAUAGAGGUAGUGAAGAUUAUUUUUGGACAAUAAAUGUAGACGUAGGAAAAAGAAUACAGAUUUUCUUAAAGGAUUUUAUGUGUUUAUCUUCAUUUCAUCAUUUGAAAGUACCUAAAUAAUCAAUAUUUUACUUACGUUGGUAAUUAUUUUUGAACAAAUUUACUUUUAUGUAUAGAUAUUUGACGGAGAUGGUAUUGAUGGAUUAAUUUUACUAGAACGGAACAACCUGAAUUAUAAUAAUGCUUUAAAUGAAGCCAUAACUUCAAGCUACAACGUUAUAUUCAUACAUUUGAUAGCUAGUAGUCGAGAUCAAGGAGGCAUAAACUUUGUACUAUCUUGGACACAAGUUGAUGGUUUAUAUCUCAAAACAUAUUAUCCAGAAUUUGAUCAAAAUCGUGAGUAAUACAUUUUAAAUAAGUAGGUACAUUAGUAUUUUAUGUUUAAAAUAAAUAAAUAUAUAUAUAUAUUUUUUUUUUGAUAAUACAGUUUAUACAUCAAGUUUUGAUUAUUAUUUAUCAAAGAGCACAAAUGAAAGUGUUAAUAUCACAAGUCCUGGUUAUCCGUACGGCUACUCAUCAAAUCUUAAUAUUACUUGGACAAUUCAUACAGAUUCAUAUAAUCACAUUGAAGUUGAGUUUAUUGAAGUAGAUCUUUGUCCCGUUCAUUUAAAUUCUUUCAGAAAUUUCGGCGACUAUAUUAUGGUUGAGACAAGUACAUAUUAUUUUCUACUUAUUUUAUUUAUUAAUUCAAAAUUAUGUGAAAACAUUAAUUCUCAAUUAUUUUACUUUAAUUUAUUAAGAUAUUUAAUACUUUUAUAUAAUAUGUUUAUAAUUUUGAUAUGGAUAUAUAUACAAAAUAAGUUAACUUAUUGUACUCACCAAGGUACCUACUAAUUUCAUGAUAUUGCGGUCAAAUAUAUUUUAUUAUAUACCAAUUUGUUUUAUGUAACACCUAAUUCCAAUACAAUAUAAUGUACUAUAGUUGAUCCUAGUACAACAGCACGGAUCGAAUUGAAAAAAAUCUACAGAUAUAAUAUUGAAAAAAAAGACAGAGUAAUCAUCGGUAAAAAUAAAGUAAUAUUAACUUUUGUGUCGGACAGUUCAUUAAACGGUACUGGAUUUAAAGCUAUAGCUAAAAUAAGUACGUUUGUUUCUAUAAAAUAGUUAUAGGAUAGUUAAUAAAAUAUCUAAUUUAAUAUCAUAUUUAUUUAUUUUUGGAAGAUUGCGGCGGUGAACUAACAGGUACUACCGGAGUAAUUGAUUCAUCUAAUUUAUUUUAUAGUCACUACUACUCAAAUCUGUUUUGCACAUGGAAUGUGACUGUACGUCCAGGGAGAACUAUUUUAGUUAAAUUAAUUACAAUGCAAUUUUCGUUGAAUCAAUGUUCAGUCAGUUAUGUUUUGGUAAAUAUAUAUUUUUUUUACUGUUAAAUAUAUACUAUUUUUUCAAUCCUUUUUUGACCAUUACCAAGUAUUUUUAUUAGUGGGAACAUGCAUACUACAGAAAAAUCAUAGUUGAACUAUUACCAGAUGUUAAAUUAAAUAAAUGCAUUUCAAUUAAUCUAGAAAAAAAAGUGUACUCAAUUUAACAAAACUAUUAUAUCAUUUAAUUGGAAAAAUAUUUUAAAUUGUUUCUAUUGGUAAAUAGAUAAACUUGCUAAACAACUUUAUUCUUAUUUAAACAUAUUAAUUUAUUUUAUGAUAUUUUACUGACAUAGACAGCUCCUAUAAGAACAAGAAAAUAUUUAAUUUAUAUUGAGUAAAUAUUCAUUUUCCAAUAUAAAAAAAAAUAAAUAUAUACUCAAUAUUAGUUUUUAAUUGAGGAAAUGUUUUUUAAUAUUUGUUUAAUAUUAAGUUUAUUAAUAUUAUAUUAAUAUUUAUUAUUAUUAUUCAUAUUAAUUUUAAUUAUUAAUAUUUUAUAUUAAAUGUUGGUGUGAUACAUUUUGAAAAUUGGAUUUAAAUAUUUAAUUUUCAAAUUAAAUAAAUAAAAAUUAACAUAACGUCUAAAAUAUUAAAACAUUAAAAACAAAAUAUUUAUUUAUAAAUCUAUACUAAAUAUUUAUCAAUCUUUAUCAUUGGAAAUUGUUACUGUGGUAUAAUAUUAAUAAUAUAUGAAUUUGUUUUUUGUACAUAAUAAUUAGGGCUGCGAAUUUAAUAUAUUGAACAAUUAUUGAAUGACAUUAAAAAUGCACAACAAAAGCAAAAGAAUGCUAAUAAAAUAUGCAUUAAACGUCUCAAAAAAUAGAAUACACAAUGGUUUUUAAUUUAAUUUUUAUGUUUAUUUUGAUAUUACUGAUAUUAGUAUAUUAUAUAAAUACAAAUUUAUUUAUUUAAAAAAAAAAAAUUAUAAAAAUGUUGAUCGAAUUUGAAUGCUGAAUAAGUUGAUUUUUGCAAUAUUGCUUUAUUUUAUCGAAUCCUUAUCUUUACCCAACCCGUAUAAAGCUUGUGUAAAAUAUUAUUUAUAAGUUAUAAUUUUAGCAUAUAUACAGCCUGUGCAAAACAAAAAAUAUGUGUGUAAAGAUGUUAAUUAACAGAAUUUGAUUAAAAAUAUCGAAAAAUGAACUGAAAAGGAAAAUAUGAUUUUAAAAGUCCAAAAAUGACUUUAAACAUUAAAAAUGUCAAAAAAUGUAAAAAUUAAAGUUUCAUAAAUAGAUUUGUUGUUACAUAAUUCAAAUGAUGUAGAUACUUAGAAAGCUACAUUUCACAAUCAUCUAAAACGAAUGCAUUUUCCUACAAAUUCACAGCCCUAGUAAUAAUAAAACAGUUAUAAAAACAGAAAUAUACAUUUUUAUUUUAGUUAAAAAAUGGUUUCUACGAGGAUUCGCCUGUUCUGGGAAGAGGAAGAUAUUGUAAUGAUACUACUGUAACCGAAUUAUCUACAACUGAAAAUAAGUUACAAAUACAAAUCAAAAUAAAAAUUAUUGAAGCAAGUAUAAUUUUUUUUUGUUUUUGUGGUAUUAUUAUAUUGUGUACAUAAAUUUAACUAAAAAAGACUGUCCUAGGAUAAUGGGGAUAGAUGCAGCCACUGUUGUAAGUGGGAUGUUAGAAAGAAAGGAUACAGAGGGGAAUUUAAUGUAAACAAUGAAACAGCGAUAAACCAUUGCUAACGAAAAAACGAUUCUAAGCGGAGUUCAGUUAAUAGUGAUACUUUAACAACAAUAUAUAACUUUAUAGUAACCUAACAUAACAUAUUACAGUAAAUUAAUCAGAUAGGCAUUUUAUAUUUUCUUUAAUAAUAUUUGUUUAAUGUUGUACCGAUUUUCUACGUUUUUCUUGGUUUUCCCAUAUUUUUUUCUAGUUUUUCACACUUUCUUGGAAAACUCUCGGAAAAAACCGAAAAAAAGAUUUCAUUAAAGUACCGCCGUAGUCAGUUUUCCUUUCAGAAAAAGUACUAUCAUUGUAAAUCGGAGCGAAAUUUCUGAUAGAAAAGUUGUUCACAGGAAAAAAGAAGAUCGUAAUAUUUAUUAACUAACACAUACAUUUCAUGCAUUCUUCCGUUUUCCUCCGUUUUUCCCCCGGUUUUUCCCAUUUGUUAAGAAAACUUCUGAGAGAAUCGAAAAAUGCCCUCUUUAAAGUAUCACCCAUUAAGAAAAUGGUCUACUUCGUAUACAUUGGAAUAAGCUUUCUGGUAAAAAAAGUGUUCAUAUAAAAAUAGACAUCUUUGUAAAACCAAUACAUUCUUCACUACACUCAGAAUCGUAUAUAGUUAAAAUUAUAUUAGGUAGUUAUAGGUACGUAAAAUGUGUAAUCAUAAUAAAUCCAAUUUCUAUCUAUUAAAAUUGAAUAAUUGUAUCUUCAGUGUAUUCAGUUAUAAAAACUUGAAUUAUAAUUAAAUUUAAAUUUAGAGAGUGCAAAUAGUAUUUGAAGAAAAAUCAAUCAACUGCGGCGGUGAAAUUCAUUUGGACAACUUAUACAAUAAUACCGAAAUUACUUCACCUUCAUAUCCGAAUAUACCUCAAGCUCACAUAGAAUGUAUAUGGAGAAUAGUGGCGCCCACCGGUGAACGAAUGUCAAUAAGUAUAGAAGACAUAGAUUUAUUGGCCGAUAUUGAGUAAGUAAAAAUUGAAAUAAUUUAUUUUAUAAUAUUGGGUGAACGGGGAUUAUGUCACACUUAUCUACCUACUUCGUAAAAAAUAUUUGUUUACAUUUUAUUACCCAGGUAUUGGCCCAUAAAUGAAAUAUAUAUUUUUAAAGGGUAGAGUUUGGGGAUUGGGUCACAAAUGUAUAACACAAAAAUAUAUAAUUUUAAUUAUAUUUUAACAAUAUUAUUUUUAUUUUUUUUUCAAUAGACAUAAAAUUAAUCUAAUAAUUAUUAAUUUUUUUUAUACACGGUGAAAAUUACAUCAAAUAUGUCAUAAAUAAUAAUAAUACGUAUAUCAUUUUUUUUUUCAAAUAUUUAAAAAUACAUUUUUUGUUUUUGUUUUUUUAUAGUGCGAUACAGACAUCACAUACAUCCUAAUCUGGUGUUUUUCCUUUUUUCGUAUUUUGUUAUUUCAUUACGAAUAUAACUUUGUCGAUUUAAAGUUCGUUUUCUUGUUUUUACUGUACAAUCCUGAUAAUUCUUUAUCAUUUAAUAUUGAACAAUCUAUUACCUUCUCAUAAAGCACGCGGUCACUGCUAGUAAAAUAUUAUACACAUUAUACUUGUAUAUUUUAUUAUAAUCUAGUAUUUAUUCAAAUAAUACAAAAAUCGUUUAAAAUAGUAUCUCAAUCAUUGGGUUUACUUGUUAUAAAUGUAAUAUUUUUGUGGCCCAAAUACCGUAUACCUAUUGAAAAAAAUGUUCUUUGUGGACCAAUUCUCGGACGCCCAUAAUAUUUAGUACAUAAGAAAAAUGUGUUACUAAUGUACUGUAAUUGUAUUUGUCAACGAAAAAAUAAAAGAUAAGGACUACAAAUUUACCAACAAUACUAUAAUUGUAGAAUAGAACAUUACAACAAAAUUACUACCUAUGUAAUACGAGAACAAUGUUACUUCUUUAAAUGCGAUUAGUUGUAGGUAAAAUAAAACAUAGUAUGUACUUAUAAUUGUCUUGAUUUUUUGUAGACUGGCAUAAAGCAUAAUUAUCUAUAGAUACCUAUACAAUUACACCUAAAACUAUAAACUGUGAAAUGUAAUGUCAUUUUAUUGUAAUACACCUAGGUUUACGUUAUAUUUUCUAAUAUAAUAAUUUAUGGAUAGGUAUUAAUUUUAUACAUGAUUUUUGUCAACAUUAUUAUCAUUAUAUAUUUUUUUUUUUUUAUGAUAAACAGGGGAUAUUUUCCUAUGAAGAUUGAAAUUUGAUCUACCUAAAUUGUAUUAUUCAUUUAUAGGUGCAAACAAGAAUAUCUCGAAUUCAGAGAUGGUGCUGCUAGAUUUUCACCGUUAAUUAUCCGUAUUUGUGAAAAUACCAACACUUUGGAUAUCGAAAGCACUAACAACUUUUUAUACAUAAAGUAUUUCACCGAUAUAAACGUACCUAGCAACGGGUUCAAAUUAAACGUGACUAUAGGUAUUAUAUUUUUAUUAAUACACAUUUGUGUUUAUUUGCUUAAUUUCAUACUAUUGAUGUAUAGUCAGGGCCGGAUUUAGGACUAGGCUACCUACUUAGCCUAGAGGCGCUACGACUCCAAGGGGCCAGUAGAACUAUAGUUUUUAUUUUUAAUGAAAUUCCUAUAUGCAUGCAUUGAAUUUACCAUUUACUAGAAAGAAAUAAAAUUAUUUAUCUGUUUAGUCAUUAGAAAUAUUGUUGAACAUAAAUACUUAAAAUUAAAUAAUGUUUUUCUUUUUGUAAAUCAAUUUAUCGAUGAAGUAAAAUUAUUCAAAUAGACAUGAUUUAGCCAAAUAUCAUUAAAAAAUUAUAUAGUAAAUGGGCGAUUAAACUUUACAUUAUAUUCUUUUAUGAUAAUAUUAUUACGUAUUUAUUUUCAACAUAUUCGCUAUGGGAGAAGAUCAGAAUACUCCCACGGUACCUCUACCUGACGUAAUAGACGACAACUGUGAUUACGUUUGGUCGAAAUCCUAUAUAAUUCUGUCAGAAAGUGUGAGAAGUUCUAAACAAGAAUUUGUCAGAUUGUUCCAUCUGGCUAUCUCAGAUGUAUUCGGGAACAGGAGAGGGAGUGUUAUGGUGUAUGAUGUUUUGUAGAUGAUAUAAUUUUGGUAGGAGAGAAUCUGUAAUAAGUUAAUAGUAAGCUUGAGGAAUAGAGAAUAACACUGAAAAUAAGGGGAAUAAGUAGAAUUAAGACAGAGUAGGAGUUUGGAGGAACAGGCAAAGAAAGUUAAUGAAAAUAAGCAGUAAUAGGCGAGGCAAUUUAAGAGGAUAGGCAAAAUUGGCCGAAAAGAGAAUGUUCUGAUUUUGGUCGAAAAAGGUCUCGUCCAUUUCUACAGGUAGAGGUACCAUAAGAGGGGCAGGCCGGUUUCAGUCAAAAAUCUAUCUUUCCAAUUGUAUAAAUUACAAAAUAUUAAUUAGACAAAUAAAUAAAUUUAAAAUUAGUAAGUUUUUCUAUUUAUGUAUGAUACAAUUUUUGUAUAUUAUUAAUUGAAUAUAAGGUAAAAAAAGUUAUAGUACAUAAAUAUAUAAAUAAAAAAAAUUAUUAUUAAAUUUCACACUUUUUAAUAUUUAUAAAAAUAAAAACAAAUUAAUUAAUAAAUGCGUCGCCUGGAGUAUUAUGAUAUGUAUAUUAUAUGACCGGAUUUGAAUUAAAAAUUUAUCAUUUGGUAUAUGAGUCAAAAUAUAAAAUGCGACUGAAUAUAAAAUAGAGCUGAUACUGGGGUUGGGAGCGGCCACUAGUUGUUUGAUUUUUUACAACAUGUAGGAGUAUUAAUUUAAAUAAAUUUUGGUGUUAAAAUUUAUGAUUUCCGUCAAACUCGUCAAACCGAGAUAUUCCACUUAUACAUUUAUACAAGGAGAGAGUAAUGAAACACUAAUAAAACUUCACACGCUGUGCCGCCAUACAAAUGAUAUUCCACUACUUUCUCCCUACCUAAACUUAAGAGUGAAAUAUCUCAUUAACGGAUUGACGAAAUUCAAAAAAGUUGAUAUCAAAAUUUAUUUAAAGUGAUACUCCGUAUUUUUAUGGAUUUUUUUUAUAUAGGUUCUCAUGUUAAAAACCAAAGUUGGUAUCGCAACAGGAUAUUCUUAAAAUAUUGUAAAAAAUCUAAGUAUUCGAAAAUAUCGGCUUUAAUUACUCUUAAAAAUUUCAAAAAUUAGAAUUUUAAUAUAUACAAAAUCAACGAAAAAAUUGGGGUGAGCAAGCUUAGUGAAUCAACUUGUAUAACCUUUAUUUCUCAUAAGAUAAAAUUCUUAUACUUUUUUAAAUAAGAAAAUGUUCUUUCAUAUCCAGAGCUUAAAACUGAAAUAGUUAAGUGGAUUUGUACAAUUUUAUGAAUUUAAAUAAAUGUUCUGUUUAUAUGUAUAUGUCUAUGCCUAUAAUAUACAUCCGAGAUUAGAGACAAUGAACGCCAUAAUAUUUAUAAUAUUUAAAAAUAAAAUUGAGAGAGGCAGUUCAGGGUCAUUGAAUAUUCUUUGAGGAUCAGGCUCCCUAAAACCCCCCUUAGUAAUGUGCCUGCCUCCCACAGAGAGACUUUGAAUGGGAUAUUUAAAAUAUUAUUGUGAUGUACAGUAUAGAAAAUCGAAGUACUUGUCCCAAAGAUAACGAAAUCCGAUCAGUUACACCAACUUAAAAUUCUAUGAUUUACCCGAUUUGGUUUUACCAUUUUCCCCUAUCUAAGCCAUAAGUCGUAGUUUUGCAUACACCAGGUCUUAUGUAUACGCUCUGGACACUGACUUCUUUGAAACAGUAUCAGCAUAGUAAAACAUUAUUUUAGACGAACUUUAUCAUAGAAGAUUUUUAUCAUAAAUGCAUCAGUAUUUUUAGUAUUUUAUUUUUUCUUUUAUUUCCUAAAAUAUUUAACAAUAUAUUAUUCAUUGUGCAUAGCAAAAUGUGGCGGUACUCGAAAAUCUCCUCAAGGCUCGAUUAUUUCACCAAACUACCCCGGCUCAUACGAACAGAAUAUGGAUUGUGAGUAUAGGAUUAUUGCCGCACGUGGUAGGCGAGUCGAACUGAAGUUCGAGACAGUGAAUCUGAAACGACGGAUUGCUAAAAGCGAAUUCGGCCAAGUCGUGAUGAACAACGAAACGUACGACGAUACGUUGACAGUAUUUGACGUGAACCCGCUGAACAAUAAUAGUAAUCAUUUUUAAUCGUUCAUUAUAAAAUAAGGUUUUCAGACAGAUGCUAUGGAAUUUCAAAAUAAUACAAAACUGCUUAGUUUUUUUUUUUUAAAAAAAACUUGCUUUUUUUUUUCUUGAAUAUAACCGUAAGAUAUGUCUGAUAAAAUAAAAGUUACGAAUUUUUUUAAUAUUUGUGAUCUCCCAGUCAAAAAUUGUAAAUAAUAAUAUUACUAUUGUAAUAUUAUCGUGGCUUAAUUUUCAGGGACAAAGAUAACAACGAUUUUUGGUUCUAAUUUACCAUUAGAUACUUUUAUUUCUACUGGUAGAGAAUUAGUGAUUAAAUUUAAAUCACAAACUAGAAACGGUCAAUUUUAUGGGAAAGACGUACAGGCAAAAUUCGCAAUGUAUUAUUGGACUUCAGAAAAUGGUAGGUAACAUAAAUAAAUUAUUACAUGCAUUUAACAUACAUACAUAUAUGAUAUAAUAUUAUAAUAUUUAUAUAUAUUUAUAUAUAUAUAUAUUAUAUAUGUAUACAAAGCAAGUAUAUAAAUAAAAUACGAUAAUAACUUAUUACUUUAGUUAUAUUUAUAAUAAAUAAAGGUUAUUAUAAAAUUAAAAACAAUACAAUUAUGGAUAAUAAACGUGUUACAAAAAAUUUACUAUGCCUAGAAAAGGCUAAUAUAACUUUUCUGUGCAAAUGUCAGCUCUCAACGGUUAGAUUUCACCUGUUUAAAACAAAAAAUCAAACUGAAAACUAACGAAAUCGUUAAUGCCGUAUACGUUUUCGUAUUUCCAACGUUUUUUCUGGUUUUUCCCAAAUAUGUUAUUUUUUGAUUAUUUCUGGUAGAAAAGUUGUUUACAAACACACACAUACAAAUAAAUAAAAAACUUAUUAUAGAAAAACUAAUAGUUCCCUCGCUGUCUUUGGAAUCUAAAAUAUACAACGGGUUACCGGUAUAGCAGUUCCUAACUUUGGAGUAAUUACUCCGUCAGUAGUAAUACGGGAUUUCCUGAGAGAUAAAGACUACACCAAUUUUUUUUUUUAUUAUUAUACGUACUGUAUAUUAUUAUUAAUUAUAUCUAUCAAAUUGUUUAUCAUUUAUUUUUAAUCCUUUCAACAAAAAAAUAUUUUAAAUUUGUAAUAUAAAUUAUGCAAUUUUAAUAAGAUUUCUAUAGUACUAUUAGGACGUUAAGUGUUAAAUAUUAUUACUUGAGUUAGUUGAGUUAUAUUUUAAAUAUUUGUUAUUUCACUCAUAUAAUACGACAUAAUACAUGCAGUUUCUUGUAGUUUUUAUGAUAUUUAUUGUUAUCUUAGCUUUUUUAGAAUUAUUGUUGAUACAACAUCAACAACCUCUGUAAACAUCUGACAAUUCCUUUAUAACGAACAAUCACAUUUGAUGGUAGAUAUAUUAUUAAAAAAAAAAUUGUUUCAAUUUUUAAUAGUUUACAACUGUCAGUUUUUAAACUAAACUUUUUGGGUGCUAUUUACUAUUAUCUAACCCGGAUUUUGGUUAACAGCCUCAAAAAGGUCGGGAACCAUUGGAUUGAACAAUAGAUAGAAUGGUUAUUAUAGUCAUUGGUCAGUCUUACCUAAUUAUCUCAUUUUAAUAAUAAUAUAGUGAUAGAUGGUAAUUUUGUGAAAUGACAACAAUAAUAUACAUCAUAUUACACUAUUUUAUUUUCAUUGUUAUUAUAAUUAUUGAAAUGUUGAUAUUUUAUUAGAAUGAUUUUUAAUGACUUUUUUUUUAGGUUGCAGUAAGAAUUAUGAAGCUGAAAGCGGUGAAAUAACUUCUCCCAAGUUCAAUUCACACACCAACUAUCUACUUUGCACGUAUCUCAUUACGGUACCUAGAGGACGUAGAGUUACUGCAGAAAUAGUGCGAGGAAGUUCAAUUAUUCAAACUUGUGAUGAUUAUAGACAAUCAAAAUUUCUAUCGAGAGAAUUACUUUUGGUUAGUAUUUUUUAGCGAAGCGUUUUGUAGUUAAAAAUUAAAUUUUCCUUUUCUUUCUUUUGUAUGCUUGUAUCGUGGCUACCUUAACAUAUUUAAAACUAUACACAUUUAUUUAAAUGACAGGAGCAAAAUUUAAAUUCUUCAAGAACAAAUAUAAUUGUGUUUAUCAUAAUAAAUAUAAUUAUAAUUAAUUUAUUAUAGUAUACCAUAGAUAAUUAUCUAAUAAAAUAUCGUAUCAAAAUCUGUUCUUUUAAAAUCUUGUUUAACUAAAUAACUACUUAUUUAUCAACACAUAAUCUAAACCGCUAGGGUAACAAACUUGAAAUAUUGUACAUAGGUUUCUUUUAUAAUUUUAACAUCCAUUAAGAAAGGAUUUUUGUAAAUUAAAUUCCUAAAUGGGGAAAAUGAAGCCUGAACGUUUAUAUAUAAUAUAUAUGCAUAGCCCAAACCACUGAGUCCAGAAACUUGAAAUGUCUUCUUUAUAUAUCAUAGAAAAGCAUAUUGAGAAAAGCUUUUUUUACUUCAAAAUUCAACCACCAAGUGGUAAAAAGAGAUUAACAGAUUAAAGGGGAUUAAACAGUUGAAUGCAUGGUUUUAUUUGUCUAUUUUUACUUCACACAAAGCAACUGAUUGGCACCUAUUUCGUAAGUUUUCCCGUUUUUCCUACGUUUUUUCUCUGUUAUUCUCAUUUAUUAUGAAACUUAUAGGAAAAUCAAAAAUCGACUUCUUUCAAGUACCACCCCAGUCAGAAUUCCUUUCAGAAAAAGUGCUACAUCAUUGUAAAUCCAAUAUAUUUCUCGCUCCACUCUAAAUCUAAAAAUGUCUCUAAGUGGCUUUAAAAUCGCCAAAAUGUUUUGAAUGUUUUGCUACGUCUAGAAAACGAUAUUUUAAGUAUUCUGUCAUUAUUUAAUUUACAACGUUAAUCAAAAUCGGAAUUACUUAAAAAUUAAUGCUGUCAUUUGCAGUUAUCUCCUACGUUUUAUCCUGCUUUUUCAAAAUUAUUAUAAAAACUGAUUGGGAAAUCAAUGAAUUAUUUACCAGAUUUUGUUAAUAAAAUAUCAUAAUGACACCUUAAAGAGAAGAGGGUACAGGGGAUGAUUUGAGGACCAAAAUGGAAUGUUCCGAGAAAAUUCAAACUGUUUCGCGUUGGGAGGUUUCCGGUAGGCAUUAUUAUUGGUCAACAUGUACAGUGUAUGGUUGUGUAUACAUGUAAACUGUACAUAGGUGAAGAUAAAACUAGUAUAUUAUAAUUAUAUUAAAAUCGAUAACAGUAUACUAGUUGAAAAUUAUAGUUUUGAUAUUAAAUUGCAUAUGUUUACAGAGUUUCAUAACCGAUACUAGAUAUGUAUUUCAAAAUGCCAUGUGUAUUGAUCCUGUUUUUAAUCCUUCGACAUCAAGAUAUGUUUACGAAUCUUCGUCAAAUAUAAUGGUUUUAAAUUAUGCAUUUCCACGUGGUAAACAGAAUGGUUUUCUAAUUAAAUUCUCGUCAGCUAAGCCAUCUAGUAAGUGAAAAUGUAUACCUAUAGCUAUUUCUUUUCAAAAUACUUCAUCACAACAAUUUAAUAUAAGAAAACAUGAUGUAUAGGUAAUAGAUAUAGGAUUUUAAAAAUAAUAUACAUAAUACAUUUUGGUGCACACAUAUUGCGUACUAGUCCCUCGAAUCGCGUCUCAAUAAAUAAAGGUAAUCCGUAUUGCAUCUCAAGUUUAAUUAUUAAACAUAUUUUCUGUUUGCUGGUUUCCAAUAUUUUCCAAACUGAUUUUGUAAGUACUUAUAUUUUUGACCACUUCCCAUGGUCCGAUCAAUUGGGAAUAGUAUUAAAUUAAGCACUUCAUACAAACCUAUUGCUUUACAGACUCUGGACUACACGGACUUUCCAUUCGAUAAUUGACUGCAGUUCAUAGGCAAAACAUAUAAACAAUAACAUAUUAUUAUAUAUAUAUUUUCUACUAGACACUACAAAUAAGAUUUAUGAAAACCACAAUUGUAUUUCAAACAUAAUGAACAUUCAUUAGGUACAUUAUUUUGCCGUGGUCUAAUAAGUCAUAAGUUUUCAUUAACACUGCAAUAUGGAAAGUAAACUUAAAUUACUAAUAAUGUUGACUGAAUAAAAUGGAAUAUUAAAAGUUGUUGAUGAUCUUUAAUUUAGAUGCUAUACAAAUUAUUCGAAUGAAAAUAUAAUAUUUGAUUUCCAUCUAUAAUGUCCAAAUAAGAAUUGCAAAGAUUUUUAUGAAUUGAUACGCAAAUUAGGUAACAGUCAAGUGUUAGCUUUAAUUCACAAUCACGAAAAUCUCUAAGGAAAAAAUUGAAUCGCUAAAAAUUUAUCAAUAGCUUAAAAUGGAAAACAUUUACAGGCCUAUCAGAGCAAACAAUAUUUUAUUUCAUAGACAAUUAAAAAAAGAAAACAUGUCCACAAUUAAACUAACUGAUGUUACGUAUAUUAAAAAUAAUAUGUAUUGUGUACUUAUAAACUGUUACCCUCAAUUACCCAAAACUGUUGAGGUUUUAAUCAGGUUUUAAAUUGUAUAGAAUGUAAAACUACAGAGAAUGAGCAAUUUGUAUUAUUUAAUAACUCAGAGACUGAUUUAGUUAUAUUCCUAAAUCAAUCCAACUUAUGCCCUUUUUUAGUAAAAUUUAUGUAUUUAUGUAGAUGUAACAUUUUAAUUUUAUUACAUUUUUACAUUUUUUUGUUAAUUAUUCACAGUUUAUGGAUUACACAAAUUGGUCUUUAUAUUAUGCUACUUUUUUUUUUAAAAAAAGCGAACAUCGACUUACAUCGAAGCAUUGAAAAGCAUUUAAUCGCAAAAUUAGUAAAAUAAAUCCUUCAUUUUUUAUUCAAAUAAUUUUCGUGGACUUUGUUAAGAUCAUACACAAUACUAUAAAUGUAAUAUUGACGAAAAAAAUAAUUAAAAGGAUAUCGAUUUAAUCUCAGCUAAUCUUGGUAGUGAAGAACUAGGCUUAGCUUCUCACUAUAUGGAAUAGAAAAUAAUAAAAUAACCAAAUACUUAUCAUUAACUUUUAGAUCAUAUUUCCUAGAACCAAACAAAUUUGGGGACUUGGUUUCAUCUAAGAUAUCUGCUAUUCAACCAGAAGGAUAUACAAUUAUAGAUUUUUCUAGUUAUUUAGUGGAUACAUAAUAUUAUAGAAACGAAGAUUUUAUAUUUUCUCUUGAUUUACGAGCAGAAAUAAAUUUAAAUUUACAAAGAACCACCAAUGAUUGCAAAUCUGUGCAUUUAAAAUUUAACAGCCUUUUUGAUAAAAAAUAAUGCAAAUCAAUAGUAAAAUAUUAAUUAAAAGUAGUCUGAAAAAGUCUGCGCACCUAGGAAACCACAAUAAGUAAAACUUUAAUAGUAUAUUAUUUAUAAAGUAAAAUAAGACAAUAAUAAUAAUAUAGAAAUUAAAGAUAACCUACUUAUGUAAACAUAUUAGCUAAUAAAUAUAAAUGCACAACAAAUUAAAUAUAUUAUGUUUUUAGAUUAGAAGGUACCUAUUGAAUUUAUUGACAACUACUGUCUACUUUUUUUUUUUUUGUAAAUAUGCAAUUAAACAUGAUCUUAUGAUUUAUUAUGAUGUACUACAUUUUAAUUGUGUGUGUGAUUUUGCAAGACAUGAUAUUAUGUAGUAAUAUUGUUGUAUGUUUAAUUUUAAAAAUCUAUUAAUUGUAAAUUAUUUGCCAAAUUUACAUUUUAUUUGGCAAUAUUACUUUAGGAACUCCUUAUGAAAAUGAACUGUAGGAUGAAAAAGUAAUUCGAUUCGCUUCCGGGACGCAAUUCAUUCAAAAAGAUACAUUUACCUAAAUUAGUACGCAAUUCGUGUAUGCCUAUACUUAUAUACCUAUAAGUACUAAAUUAAAUUGUCGUACACUGUAUAGUAAUAUUGUGUAUUCAUAAUUCAAUUUAAAUCCUUAUAAUUAUUGUUUUAAACUGGGGGGGAAGCAAUCAAAAAUAAAUAUUGUUGCAACAAUCGUUGUGAUAAUACUGUCUCGGAAAUCUUUCUUCAGAAAAAUUCAAAAAUAAAUAAUCUGUACAUUAUAUUGUUUAAUCAUAAUUAAAACUUUUUUUAACUCUUAAAAUAUUAUAGUUUGUGGUGAUGGCAUAAUAGACGCUAGUAUCAAAGGUAAAAUAGAAAUACCUACAGGAAAUGUAACUCAAUUCUGUACAUGGGAUUUUACAAACACCAAUGGAACUCUAAUAAUUGUGGCCGAUUUUAACAUUAUAACAACCAAACUUACGUGUAACAAUGAUGAUAUAUUGUUUGCAACUGACGGUAUGUGUGUACUUAUUCAGUUUUAUUUUAUUUAAAUUAAAUUAAAUUAUUAACAUCACAAUUAAUCGUCUACAACAUUAAUAUUUUUUUAGGAGACGAAAAUUUUCUGUUGAUGAAAUAUUGUUCAGCUUCAAUUAAGAACGAUAAGUUAUAUAUUAUAAGUUCAUUUCCUACGACUAAAAUUACAGUAAGACGUUUUUUUUUUGAGGGGGGGGGGGUAGAAUCAUUAUCUGAAUUUAAGCGAUUAAGUAAAUUAUUUUAAAAUACAUACUAAGAAUAUAUUUUAACGUUUCAUUACUUAGGUAAAAUCAGAUCCGAGAUUAGUUAAUUUCACCGCGACAUUUGAUUAUUUUAUCAACUCGUGUGGCGGACAAUUAUAUGGACAAAAAAUUACAAUUACUAGUCCUAAUUAUCCUCAUAAUUAUCGACAAAACAAUAUUUGUGCUUGGUUGGCAAAUCUUCCCGAAAAUGAAAAUAUUAUCGUAAGUAUUACAACGAUACAGUAAUUCUUUUUAUAUUAUUAUAUAAUAUAUAUAUAUACAUGAAUAUCUAAAUAUAUAAUAUUAGAUGAUAAAUUAAUUUAUAAUCAUCAUCAAUAUCACUGGCACUUAAUAGAACUUAGCGCAGAGGUUCCCAAGCAGGGUGCCGCUAACUUAAAUUUAGGGUCCCGCGAAAUUAUUUGAAAUAUAUUUUUUUUUUAAAACGACUUCAUGAAAAAUAUAGCAUUACAUUAUACUAUAGAGUCUGUAGUAUAAAACCUAUUGUGUAUAAUUAAUUAUAUAUAUUAUAAUUUAAUAUAUUAAUUAUAUAAUACAUAGGAUUUGUACAUAGUAAUAUUGCGAUCUUUAUUGUUUAUUAUUAACAUGUAACGGCAAAAUAAUAAAAAAACCAAAGUUACAAAAUAAAAAUUUAAAUUCACAAUGUAUUACUAUUGCGUAUUUAGUAUAGAGUAUAGGGAGUAUGUGCCUCCGGAUCUUUAGAAAAUAAUUAAGGGUGCUGUAAGUCAAAAAAGGUUGGGAACCUCUGGCUUAGAGUUUUCGCUGUCAUCACUAAAUUUCUGCUUCCCUCUAUAACUCCCGGCUUUGAAAUAUUUUCUUCCAAUUUUAUUUUCUUAGGGUUUUGGUAUCCAUCUACUAUAUCUAACUAUAUCUUCUGUGAUUUUUUGUAAUCAGAUUAUUAGAUUAUAGAUUUAUAAUUUAUAGAAAGGUAUAAAUCUAAUAUAAUACAUAAACAUAAUACAUACCUAUACAUAUUAAAACAUAUUUAACAUAUGUAUGGAUAUCAAAAAACAGUUAAUAUCCAAAGAUUUCUCAAAUUCAUCAUUUUAAUUAACAAACUGAAUUAUUUGAGUUAUUUAAUAAUAUUUGAAUAUAUUAUUUUAGAUACGUUUUAACGAUAUUGAUCUCGAAUCGUCAUGUGAUAAUAAUUACGUAGUAUUAUACGAUGGACCUAAUUUUGAAAGUCCUGUGCUGGGUAAAUAUUGUGGAAAUACUUUGCCCGAAAGUUUAACCACCACGUCCAGCACGAUUUGGAUAGUAUUUUAUUCCGAUAUUAAAAACAGCACCAAGAAUGGAUUCAAUUUAACUAUAGAAUCUGCGCCAGGAAGCUGUGGAAAUGUUUUUGUAUCGGAAACUGGUGUAUUUUCUACUAAAAAUUAUCCGAGCUUAUAUCCGAACAACGAAGAAUGCGAGUGGACUAUUGCGGUAGGGCCAGGUUACCAUAUCAGCUUGAAAUUCAUUGAGCGUUUUAGUCUGGAACAAAGUAUAAAUUGUACAAAAGACUAUAUACAAGUAAGAAUAUUACAAUUAAAAGCAGAUAUCUAUUAAAUUAAGUUUAACUUUAAUCACAAUAAAAAAAAGGCAUUAUUAUAUUAUAAAUGUGAUAUUUUUCUGUUCCAAAAUUGAACACUUUAUUAAAACUUACCGAAAGAAAAAUAUAAUUUUGAUAUUUUUUAGGUUUUCGACAACAUAAAUGAUAAUUGGGUACAAAUUGGAGAUCGUUUGUGUGGUCGUCAAAUUCCACCUGUAUUCAACUCAAAAGAAACAAAAUUAAAAGUUCGUAUACGAACUGAUAGCGACAUACAGGGGGAUGGAUUUAAAGUGAGUAAUGUAGAGAUGUCUUAUUUUUUUUCUAUUACAUUUCUCUCGUUAAUAUAUUCAUCCAGGCCUCUUGGAGUAGUAUUUGCGGUGAAAUUUUCACACAGAAUUCCGGCCGAAUAAUUUCACCAAAUUAUCCAGGACCAUAUAAACAAAAUCUAUACUGCAAUUACACCAUAGUCAGUCCCAAUAAGAAAAUAAAAUUGCUUUUCAAAUUUUUCCAUCUCGAAGGUACACGAAUAUUAAUUAAUUUACUUUUUUUAUAUGAAAUUUUAAAAGUAAAAAAAUAAAUAUUUUAAAUCACAUAUUAUGCGUGACAAAAAUAAUGAAUUAUCGUAUAUUUUUUAUGAUCUAUCAGCAGGUGGUAAAUGUGGUUAUGAUAAUUUAACUAUAUAUGAAAAUGCAGAUUAUGUAUAUAAUCCUAAUAUGAAUUCUAGAAGUUUCUUUAAUUCGAUUGUUGGAAUAUAUUGUGGAUAUUACACUCCAAAAACUUUAACGCUCAAUAAUGGUGUUUAUAUUAUAUUCCAGACAGAUGGAUAUGCUAAUUACAGAGGAUUCGAAAUACAUUACAAAAUAGAGGGUAAUUAAAUAAAUAAAUAAAACAUUUUGUAGGAAACACGGCACAUAUUUAAAAUCAACCUUAAUGAAUUACCAAAAAACCUACUUCAAUGUGAGAAUGUACCUGUCUUUUCCUUUUUUUUAAAAAAAAUAAAAAUAGAUUUUCAAAUGAAGCAAAUUAUAAAUAAUAAUGCCUAAUUGGUUUAAUAUUAAGUUUAUACAAUUUAUCUAUAGAUUGUGGAGGUGAAAUUACGACUCCAGGGUUAAUAAAAUCAUCAAUUGGUUCAGAUGAGUUAGCCAACGGAUACCCGAGUAAUCAAAACUGUACAUGGAUUAUUCGAGCUCCACCAGGACAGCGUGUACAGCUUGUGUACGUUUUACUUUACAUGAUUAAUCUUUGAUAACAUAUUUUUUUUUGUCAUUUUAUUUAUUUUACAGUUUUUCUAAAUUCCGAUUAGAAGGAAAUAGAGAUAUGCCAUCAUCGUCUAUACAAGCAGGAAAUAAUUCAAUAAAUCCAGAAGACAUAUGUCCAUACGAUGCUGUUUUUAUUUUUGAUGAAACUAGUAUAAAUAGUAGCACUCCCAAAUAUCUAGGAGUAUAUUGUGGAGUUUUAGAAAAUUCAUUACCCGAGGUUAAGUCUGAAACAAACGUAAUGUAUAUACAGUUAAUUACUGAUAGCUCGAAAACUGACGAAGGAUUUGUUGGUGAAGUUUCUUUUAUAUACGGUGACUAUUUGUAUAAUAAACAAUUUUUUUCUCAAUUACUAAACAUUAGAAUACAAGAUAUAAUACCAACAUUUUUAAUUAUACAAUUAUUUGAUUUAAAUAUUGUAAUGAAUAUAUGUAUGAAAAAUAUAUAUAAUUUAAUUUUUUGCUUUGUUCUGUUUAUUUUUUUUUUGUAAUAAUGUAUUAUUAAUAUGUGUUUACUUAUUUAUUUUAUUAUUUAGAUGAAUCUAAAGGUUGUGGCGGUACUAUACGAUUAAACUAUUCAAAUAGCAAUUAUACACUGAAAUCGCUAAAAAUGCCGAUAAAAAGUAAUCUUGAUUGUGGAUGGUUAAUAUUAGUAGAGCCAUCAUAUGUUGUUCAGGUUCAAGUUGUUAAUUAUGUAGAAACGCCUAAAUGUCCAUUGAAUACCACGAAUUGCCGAUGCAGUUCCAUCCAGGUUAGAAAUUAUGUAUUAUUAUUGACUAUUAUUAAAUUUGUGUAAAAUGUAAUUUUUUACAUAUUUUAUUCGUUCACGCAUAUUUAUACAUUUAAAACUAUUUAAUAUCUAUAUUGGUAGUGUAGUAAUUAUAUCAAUUUUGAAUUUCAGUUCUUCGAUGGUCCCGGACGUACAGCUCAAAUAAUUCGUCAAUUGUGUCCAGAAAAUAAUAACAAUCCUCCUUUGGUGUCAUCUACAAGUGAAGCUUUCCUACGAUACCAAAUUUUCGAUAUCGAUUUAGACGUACAUUUUGAGAUAAAUAUAACAUCUAAGAUUUGUAAUUCAACUAUUAUACGCAAAUUAAAUAAAGCAAUAGUCUUAAGAUUGGUUUUAUUUUUUUAAAUUAAAUAGCGGUCUGUGGUCAAAGGGAAUUAUCCUUGACAAAUGAAACUCAAAUAUUAACAUCUCCAAACUAUCCAUUACCGUACAGGAAUGAUUUGAUUUGUACUUGGUCUUUGAAAUUGGAUCCUUCCAUGCCAAUUGUCACGAUAAGUUUCAUUGAUUUGGAUUUAGAAAACACCAAAGACUGUUCGUCUAAUUAUUUGGAAAUACGCUAUAUGCCGGUAAAUAUUUUUAAAAUAUUGAAUUGCAAUAAUUGUUUGAGGAAAAAAAAAAUGAUAUAUUGAUUAUUUUGUAAUUUGUUAUAAAAACAUAUUAGCUCACUCAAAAUAUUUUAAAAUUAAUUGAUACAUUUGUAUUUAGAUGAAGGAUAUGACAAAAUAUUUACGCAUGUGUCAUCAAGAUCAUAAGUUUGAUUUCAUGCAGUAUAUGUGGUCCAAUACGGUUGACUUAAAGUUACAUACAGAUAGUCAAAAAACGUCUAAAGGGUUUAAAUUAGAGUACUCGAGUUCAAGUAAAUUUAUAAAAUAAUUUUAAUUAUUAUUUACAGCAAAAUUACCUGUGAUUAUAUUGAUUUAAUACCAGUGCUAUUUUAAAUUAGUUAGUAUAUAUUUAUUUACCUACUUGUUAUAGACUGCCGAAAAACAUACAAUAAAGAAAACGGGCGAGUAAUUAUGAAUUCAAAUCAGAAAAAAUCUCCUGUGGUGUGUACAUUUACAAUAAGCUUGAACCAUCCAAAUUUAACGAUAUCCGUUUACUUUUCAAAAAUAAAUGUGCUGAACCAAAAGGAUAACAAUUUUUUAAAAGUAGGUACCGCAUUUAUUUAAUAAUUGAUGUUUUUUGUUGCAGUCCGCUACCCAAAACAUAAUAUUUCAAUAAAUAUGAUAUUAUGUUCAUUUCAGAUUUACGACGGACCGUCCGUCUUUUCGCCACUGAUUAACGCUGAUAUACCAAUGAAGUACUCAGGUCCAUUUUCGAUUUUUUCGACUGGUCCAUCAUUAACAAUGUCCUUUAAAAUGUCGCCUGAUUUUAUUGGGAUGUUUGAUAUGAUAUACACUUCUACGAAAGAAGGUGAUGCGAUUUUAAAAUGGUUAAAACAAUACAUUCACGUGUAUCGUAAUAUUAUGAUUUAUACAGUGCGUUAUAUUUAAUCGUUUAUAAUAUAGGCAGAGGCUGCGGUGGUAAAAUUUACAACACUGAAGGUUUGGUGACCAGUCCAUUAUAUCCAUAUGUAUACAGGAAGAAUGCUACUUGCAAAUGGGAUAUCGCCGUACCCAGACCACACUCAAUUAAUAUUUUAUUUAGAAGUUCGUAAAAUUAAAAAUGUUUUUAUCUUGUAUGUUAAUAAAUAAAUAAUAAUGUUUAUUUGUUUUCAGGUUUUGAUUUGGGUACUAGAAAAUCGUGCGAUACCGAUUAUUUAGAAAUUUACGACGUUAAUCAGAUGACGGAACAGUCAUCGCUUGUAACAAAAUAUUGUGGCCAAGUGAGUAUAGCUGUUACAUUGUUCAAUAAAAUAUUAUAAUAUUUUAUUAUUUGAAACGUAAGCGUAAUAAUUUUCAACGUUCAUUGAGAAACUAAAAAUUUUGAUUUGUGUGAAUUGUUACUGUUACGAGAUUUAAGACCUACCAUAUGGACGUUCAUAUACUCAUAUAAAAGUAGAAAUGGAAAUAAUUUUUAAUAUACUGAUUAGGUAACUUAGUUGCUUACAGAGCUGGACAUGAUUUCAAAUCCUUUGAAUUUUCAAAAUCCAAAAUUAAUUCCAGAUUUUAGAUUUUAAAAAUAAGUUUAAAAAGGAUUUUGAUUUUAAAAAUUAAAUUUACAAGGAUUUGUAAUUUGAUUUUAAAAUACCAUUGUAAUGAUUUUGAAUUUCGAUUUGUCAGUUUUUAACAUGAACUUGGAUAACAUAUUUUUAUACUUUUAUAGUUCGUGGUUUUUAAAAAUUAGAAAAAAAAAAAUGUGAAAAUGGUUACCAUGGUUAUUAGAUACAUGUUAACUGUGCUCAGUUACCAAAAACAUUUAUACUAAACAUUGAUAUCAUAUCAAUAUGUCUUUAGAUACAAUAAUAUUAAUAUUUAUAUAUUAUUAUUAUGUCCUUCACGAACGUCUCUUUGUAUUAUACAAUAUAGACUAGCUGCUGGUCAAAGCUUUAAUGACAACGUUUUAAUAUUUUUUUAUACCCAUAAUUUUACGUCAUUUUAUUUUAUCAUAGUAUUUUCUGUUUAAUUUAGAACAAUGUGUAUUUAUUUAUGAAAUAUUUUUUGAAUGUCAAAUCUUCUGUAACCUUUCUUAGAAAUUUUGGGAAAACAGGCAAUGGGGAAAAUAAUUUUUGGAAAAAAACAAUUGGGGAAAACAGAUUAAGAAAAGUGUCUCCCUACCAAAUUUUUUAUAUUUUUAAUUAGCUGUCCCGCCUGUCGUUGUCCGUGUAAAUUUUUUAUUAUGUGUUUUACCCAUAUUAUUUUUUGGUAUAUUGACCGUGUUGGUAUUGAGUGAAAACAAUUAGGCGGAAAGUGGUCCACCGAAAGUGGUUCGUCGGACUAAAAGUAUUCUGUUAUGACAUAUAUUUUUAAAUUUUAAAUUACUAUUUGCCUUAAAUAUCAAAGAUUUUUGGAUACACCACGUUAAGUAUCUCAUUUUUGUGGCCAGCAAAUUUGUUUUGCAUGUGACACGUGACAGAGCCACGUACAAUUGACCACGGGAAAAACAUUGGACGGUUAGGUCUAAACUCUAAACCAUCAAUAUUUAAUAUUUGAUCUUGUGCCUUAUUUAUGGUCAUUGAAACAUUGAUAUCAUUGGUAAGACCAUUUCCCCCGCUCAAUAGCCAGUAAGAAUCAUACACUCAAGUAAAUAGUUUUUUUAAAGAUUUUAUUUGAAAUUUUGUGUGUUAUUAAUUACCUCAGAUACGUUUUGACCGACCUUUUAAACUUUGUCUAUAGAGUAUAUAAAGACAACGAUUAUAAAUUGCUAAAGUUGCUAAAUUGCUUAAUCAGUAUGUUGAAAGUGGACUAUGAGCCUCGUGACAAGCCAGUUAUAUCAAAACUAGGUUCGCAGUCUAUAGGUUGGCGUGUUCUAGCGAACCAAGCAUUCCUCUUGAAGCUGCUGAUCGCAUGAAAAACCAACUGUCUUACUGAAUUACUCAGCCAAGUUAAUUUAAAAGCUUCUAGAUUUUCAGUUUCGUUCUUUCGUUCCGUUAUUUAUACCAAAUUGCUAUAAUAUAAUUAUAUUCUUAUUAAUAUAAUUAAUAUAUAAUUAAUAUAAUUAUAUUAUUAUAAUCAACGAAUCUAUAGAAUGAUGUGCAUUGAAAACAGGGGCCAGUUCCAUAUAUUUUUUCGUGUUUACAAAAUCUAUAGCAUAUUUAACAUUAAGCAUUUAGUAUGGGUUUUCAAUUUUUUUUUAGCAAGGGUAUCUAUACUUAGGCCUUAGGGUAAUGGCCCGUUUUGUAAUUACUCAACAAAAUAGGUAUUUCACAAUAGUAUUUAACAUUAUUUUAUUUAAAAUGAGCUGGUAAAAUGUAUCAAAAAUCGUUAUCACAUCAAUAUUAUUAACGGUGGUUUUGUUCUGAUUGUUAGGACGUCCCGGCGUAUCAUACUAGUCAAUCGGGAGCCGUUUCCAUUCGUUAUGUAACAUCCACACACAGCACUGGUUCGGGUUGGACAAUGCGCUUUCAUUCCGAACGUCAUGAUGCGCGUACUGGAGACAACUACUUUCAAUAUAAUAUAGAAUAUGGCGAUGAAAUAAAUUCAUAA
Messenger RNA from Cinara cedri, 43968 nucleotides. Lineage: Eukaryota; Metazoa; Arthropoda; Insecta; Hemiptera; Aphididae. The record is from the annotation of a GenBank genome assembly.